Molecule: messenger RNA, 1509 nt
Organism: Mesocestoides corti
Lineage: Eukaryota; Metazoa; Platyhelminthes; Cestoda; Cyclophyllidea; Mesocestoididae
Source: the annotation of a GenBank genome assembly
AUGAAGGUUGGUGUCGAUGUGGGAACAGUCUCGUCCCGUGCAGCCUCUGGUUGCAAUCCAGCUCGUGUGCUUACCGAUAACAAUGCGAACCGGGAGAUUCCCAGUCUGAUCAAGAUCCUUUCCACGCACCGUCUCUUCGGCAGAUCAGCUCAGUUUCCCAGUGCGGCGGAUAGGGUCAUCAGCGACGUGAGACGAAACGAUCUUAAAGAAAACGGUGUCGAUUAUGCUAUGCUGUUGGAAAAUCUUCUGAAGCAAACGGUGAACGAUGAUGUGACGCAUCUCGUUGCCACUGUUCCAGUUUGUUUCACGAGCUCAGAGCGAGUGAUUUUGAAGCAACUUAUUGAGGUGGUCGUCCCUGGAGCGAAAAUUCGUGUUGUUAACGAAUCUACGGCGGCAGCAGUGGCCUACGGAGUUGACAAUUUUGCCCGUGACGACCCUGUUCAAAAGGAUGUCUUGAUUUUCAAACUCGGCGCUGGAUUUCUAGAUGUCGCGGUGGCUGACAUCAGUUGGAAUUCAGUGGUGGUAAAAGAGGCGUUUGGUGAGCGUCUGGGUGGUAUCGAUUUCACACGUGACUUGGCAGAAGACCUGAGGCGGAAAUUUAGCUUUCAGUAUAAUUACAAGUAUAAGAUUAAGUCCGGGUCGCUUCUUUUGAAAGAAGCAGAGGAUAUCAAACGUCGUCUUAGAUUGAGCGACCCGUUUGGAGUUUCCUUCUGUAUUUAUGAGGCCGCAGACGGCAUCGAUUUUAAAGGAAAGUACACCUCGGAUGACUUCCGGAAAGCUUGCAAAAGCAAUAUCAAACGCCUAGAAAAAGUCAUAAGAAAAAUCAAGUCGCGUGUGUGCAAGGUUGUUCUUAUCGGAGGUGGAAGUCGAAUGCAAUUUGUGGAAGAACUCCUAACGACCCGCUUUCCGGGGGCCACGAUAAUGAAAAACAUAAGUGCCGAAGAAGCAGCUGUUCAAGGAGCCGGUAUACUGGCGGAGCAUUUCGCGAAGGACACUCUUUUUACGUCUGUGGCUGGUCAUGAUUCUGGAGGCUUCUAUCUUCGGGAAAUUUCCUCUCACGAAAUUUCAUUGCUAAAACAUGGGGGUGUGGUUUUAGACUACAAUUCCACAAUUCCAAGUGGCCUUAUUUCGCUUGGCAACAGGAAUCACAUGAUCUUUGAAAAUGGAGUUCAGUUAUCAGGAGAAUCAAAAUUCAAUGCUUUUUCAGUGGACGCCGAGGGAAUGGUUCACGUGUGCCUCUGGGAGGAAUUCCCCCUACGUGGACUUACAACGAAUGAAAUUGAAAAAGUACAACAGAAAAUGAACGAAUUCAACGAUCUUGAUGCAAGGUACAAAAGAGAGCACUCCGACGCGCGUUAUUCAGAAAUAGAAAAUUUCAAAGCGGAUUAUCGGCGGAACCAGUCUGGUGUCGAUCGCAGCCGAAGCCACGUCAGAGGAUGUCGAGACAAUUUCGCUCAGAAACGGCCACGAUCACAAGUACAACUACAUCAAGCUUGGUUGCAAAACUGA